Molecule: messenger RNA, 4016 nt
Organism: Gossypium arboreum
Lineage: Eukaryota; Viridiplantae; Streptophyta; Magnoliopsida; Malvales; Malvaceae
Product: pentatricopeptide repeat-containing protein At5g50280, chloroplastic
Exons: 2
Coding region: 139-2322 (727 amino acids)
Molecular function (GO): protein binding
Source: RefSeq, a predicted model, not a curated record
GGAGACUAAAAUUUCAAAUAUACAAAACCAUAUUUUAAGCUUAAUUUUAAUGCCUCUGCUGUUUAUCAUCAGAGCUAAUAUAACCGUAUAUUCUCUGUUUAUAUCAGCUUAAAAAGAGAAAAAGAAAACUAUUCAACUAUGGCGAUGAGUCAGUUCAGCUCGUGUUCUUCAUUUCCCUUCAUCUAUCACACUCACUUUUUAAAUAACCAUUGUUCGAAAUCCCCUUUUCUUCUACAAACUUCAAAAACUUUUCCUUCCUUCACCCUUUUCGCAUCGCUUCCUCCUCCUUCAUCCCCUAUUUUCCUCCCUUUUCUUCAAGAACCUGAAGAACAAGAGCUACCAAUUGAUAACCCAAAACACCCACAGCUUGAUGAUGAAGAAGAAGAAGAGGAGGAGGAUAAUCAUAUAAAAGACCCAAUCAUCAGAUUCUUCAAGUCCCGUCCCUCGGCGCCUGACCCACCGAGUCAAGGCAAAUUCUCCCUCCAAAAGAACCGUCGGUCUUCUUGGCACCUCGCCCCGGAUAUCCGGUCCUUACCCGACCCGGAAUUUGACUCCGAACCGGAGCCUGAUAAUGAAGAAGAAGAAGACUUGUUCUCAGAAGCAAAACAACUAACAGGUGAUAUGCUUGAAGACUCAACUGAACUACCUGACGGAAUUGUGGGAGAAAUCAUUCGCGCUGCGAGAAACUUGCCGGAGAAUUCUACAUUGGGUGAGUUCAUGGGAGGUUAUCAAGGGAAAUUAAGUGAAAAAGAAUGCUUGGAAGUGUUGUCAUUGAUGGGAAAACAAGGACUUGCUUUGGGCUGCUUGUAUUUUUUUGAAUGGAUGCGUUUGCAGGAGCCUUCACUCGUUACUCCACGAGCUUGUUCGAUUAUCUUCCCUGUGUUGGGGAGAUGGGCAAUGGGUGAUAAAUUGAUGGUUUUGUUUAGAAAUUUGCCACAAAGUAAGGGUUUCAGAGAUGUUCAUGUCUAUAAUGCAGCUAUUUCUGGGCUUUUAUGCUCGAAAAGGUAUAAUGAUGCUUGGGAAGUUUACGAGGCCAUGGAAGCUAACAAUGUUAAACCCGAUCAUGUUACAUGCUCUACAAUGAUUACAAUUAUGAGAAAAACUGGGGGUACUGCAAAAGAUUCAUGGCAGUUCUUAGAUAGAAUGAAUAGGAAAGGAGUGAAAUGGAGUGUUGAAGUUUUGGGGUCGAUAAUAAAGUCUUUUUGUGAUGAAGGGUUGAAGAAUGAAGCUCUUAUUAUCCAAUCUGAAAUGGAGAAGAAAGGGGUUCAUUCAAAUACCGUCGUGUACAACACUUUGAUGGAUGCUUAUUGUAAAUCGAACCAAAUCGAGGAAGUUGAAGGCCUUUUCGCUGAGAUGAAAAUGAAAGGACUUAUGCCUACAUCUGCUACCUUUAACAUAUUAAUGGAUGCAUAUAGUCGGAGAAUGCAGCCGGAGAUCGUUGAGAAACUGCUUGUUGAAAUGCAGGAUAUGGGGUUAAACCCGGAUGUGAAAUCGUAUACUUGCCUGAUAAGUGCCUAUGGGAGACAGAAGAAGAUGAGUGAUAGGGCAGCUGAUGCUUUCUUGAGGAUGAAGAAAGUUGGUCUAAAACCGACUUCACAUUCGUAUACAUCUCUUAUCCAUGCUUACUCCAUUAGUGGUUGGCAUGAGAAAGCUUAUACUGCAUUCGAGGAUAUGCAGAGAGAAGGUCUUAAGCUGUCCAUUGAAACAUACACUGCUCUAUUGGAUGCAUUUAGGCGUGCAGGGGACACUCAAAGAUUGAUGAAAGUAUGGAAGUUGAUGAUGAGCGAAAAAAUCAAAGGCACACGCGUUACCUUCAACAUCCUUCUCGACGGAUUUGCAAAACAAGGUCAAUAUAUUGAAGCAAGGGAUGUUAUUUCCGAGUUUGGGAAGAUUGGGUUACAACCAACGGUGAUGACAUAUAAUAUGCUAAUGAAUGCAUAUGCAAGAGGAGGCCAACACCUGAAAUUACCACAAUUGUUGAAAGAAAUGACGGUUCUUGAUUUAAAACCGGAUUCAGUCACUUAUUCAACAAUGAUCUAUGCUUUUGUUCGUGUUCGGGAUUUCAAGAGGGCAUUCUAUUAUCACAAGCAAAUGGUGAAAAACGGGCAAGUUCCAGAUGUUAAGUCCUACGAAAAGCUCAGAUCAAUAUUGGAUGUAAAAGCUGCAAAACAGAACAAGAGGGAUAAGAGUGCUAUACUAGGUAUAAUCAACAGUAAAAUGGGGAUGGUGAAAGCAAAAAGGAAAACAAAGAAAGAUGAGUUCUGGAAGUAUAAGAAAAGGAACCAUAGAACUCCCGAUGUUGCUCAUGAUGGUCAGAAAUGAAUGCCACCUUUCCGUUACAUGAGAGCUUAAGUUGUUCGACAUAAGUAUUUGGAUAUUGGUGUUGGUCCGUUGGAUAUGAAAAUGUGUCAGGGUCGUACACCGAGUUGAUUUCAUCUCCUCAUAGCUCUCUAGGAGAGGCCAUGGUCUUUUAGAUUGGAUAUACAAGUGUUCAUAGUCUCUUCAACAUUCUUCAAACGUGUGAGGCAUCUUUUCUGGACAAAAUCGCGAGAUUCAAUAAGGUAAAGGAGAUAAUAUCUGAUAAAUUGGUUUGAACUAUGAUAACAUAUCAUGGGAAUUAAAUGGCUACUGUUAGGUUAGCCUCAUUUAUGUUUGCAUCUCUUUCUAGGCUAACUUUUGCAAAUACUUUUCUAAAUAUAGUAGUUAUAAUAAUUAAUAGAUGCCAUGCAGCCUUUGUAGUUUCUUUUGAUAUUUUUUGGGAAAAUUAAAUUAGUAGUCAUCCAACUAUGGUUCUUUUUCCUUUUUGUCACUCGACUAUGAAAAGUUACAAAAUGGUCACCUAAUUAUAAUUCUUUUUUCUUUUUUGGUCAUCCAACUAUUCAAUUUUGUCUUUUUGAGUCACUCAACUAUCUUGAAUUUUUGAGUGUUUCCUUUUUUAUGUUAACUAGUUGGUGACCAAAAAAAGAAAAAAAAGUUAUAGUUGGAUGGCCAAUUUUUAUCUUUUCAUAGUUGAAUGAUUAAAACAAUAAAAAAUCGUAGUUGAAUUAUCCUAAUUUUUUAAUUUUUGGUUUGAUAGGAGGAUUAACCUUGUAAAGAUUUCUUAAUACGAUAAUUAACUUUAAUUAUUUGUUUGGUUGUGAAAAUCAAUUGAUUAGUUAUUACACCACUUAGUUUUUCUUAAUUUGAGGAAAAUUUUUAUACUUGUUGAAUUGGUAAAUUCUAUCAAGUGUUUUUCUUCCUCUAUUUCUUUUAAUGUUUUCAAUAGUGUUUUUGCUCAAAAAUAAAUUAUUAUAUUUUCUUCUUCACUUCUUUCAGCAUCAUUUCAGCUAAUAUAAUAAAUUUUAAAACAUUAAAAAAUUCCAAUCUUCUAAAUUUUCAACCAUAUCAUUCCUAUAAAAUUACAUGUCAAAUUUUGCUUGGAUUUUAUUUUAUGGAAUAUUUUAUAAAAUAUUUUCAUUUAAAACUAUUUUUAAUUAAGUUUAUUUCAAAGGCAUAUAAAAGUUUAUAAUGUAAUUUUAUUGAAGUAACACAUUUGGUAAAUAUAUCUUUCCCAAUGGUCACUAAAUUGUUUUUAAGGUGUGAUUGAUGAGAGAGAGAUUAUGCUUAUCCAUCAUCUAGUAAAAAUAUUAUCUUAGGAUAGUACUUAACAUCAUCCAAGAUGCAACAUGUCUCGAAAACAAUAUGGAAUUAUUUAUCUAACAUCCGAAGACGCAUGUAAGGCAUUGGUAUUGGAUGGAAAUUAUGAGUGGCAUGAGAUAUUACGUGAAGCAUUUUUCAGAGGAUUGCUUAUAGGUUUUCUGACUUGGGAAUGAUGAUUGAUCAUGGAGGAAAUUUAAAAAUAUAGUCCUCUUCAAGAUAAACAUAAUUUCUUAAUUAUGGAAGAAUUUGUUUAUGAUAGAGUUGCUUUACUUGGUGAGCACAAUGAAUUGUAUAAUGGCUAAAAUCUUUGACCAAAAUCUGUUUAUGAUGCACUUGUUAAUGUUAUGUAUAAUGGAUUUGGUGUGUUCUUUUUCAUA